Messenger RNA from Acanthisitta chloris (rifleman), 1632 nucleotides. It is a transcript of the gene WBP1L, whose product is annotated as WW domain binding protein 1-like. The transcript has 5 exons. Lineage: Eukaryota; Metazoa; Chordata; Aves; Passeriformes; Acanthisittidae. The record is from RefSeq and is a predicted model, not a curated record. The coding region runs from base 1 to 954 and encodes 317 amino acids.
AUGCCUUUCCUCCUGGGUCUCAGACAGGACAAGGAAACCUGCAUGGGUGUCAACAAUCAAAGUUACAUAUGUGAAACGGGCCACUGUUGUGGACAAUCCCAGUGUUGCAACUACUACUAUGAACUCUGGUGGUUUUGGCUGGUGUGGACCAUCAUCAUCAUCCUCAGCUGCUGUUGUGUUUGCCAUCACCGACGUACCAAGCAUCGUCUCCAGGCGCAGCAGCGGCAACACGAGAUCAACCUGAUCGCUUACCGGGAAGCCCAUAACUACUCAGCCCUGCCAUUUUAUUUCCGGUUUUUGCCAAACUAUUUACUACCUCCCUAUGAGGAAGUGGUGAACCGCCCGCCAACCCCCCCACCACCGUACAGUGCCUUACACCAGCAGUGCGUCCCAGCAGGCAGCAGUAGCACCAUCCCAGACACGCCAAGGAACCUGCAGCCAGCACAGAGCAGCUCCGCAGCGCCCGGCAGCAAUAACGGCAGCCGGGAAAGCACCGAGCCGGGCGGAACCAGUCCGGGAGCCGAGCAAGGGGAGAGGGCUGGCCCCGACAAGGAUACGGAGUGUAAGGAGGAACUGCUGAAAGGUUACAGCUCCGAGAGCUUGGAGCAGAGCGGUGCCAUUCCCGACGCGAAGGACAAGACGCCGGGCAGGCAGCGCCGCUUCACCGGCGACUCGGGCAUCGAGGUCUGCAUAUGCAACCGAGGUCACCACGACGAUGACCUCAAGGAGCUGGACGGGCUCAUCGACGAUGGGCUGGACGGGCCCCUGGACUUCUGCGACAGCUGCAGCGGCCGUCCCCACGGGGACGAAGAGGAAGGGCUCUUCAGUGCCGCCGAGGAGCAGCACCGCGAACACAGCCACCACCACCUGCCCCGGCAGCCGGUGUGUGUGCUCUUGAACACAAUAAACGAGCAGGACUCUCCAAACUCUUGUACCAAUAACUCCCCCAGCUAAGGCGACAGAGUGGAAGGGAGAACUGGGGGAAAACAAACCACAAAGAAAUAAAAAUGGAAUAAGAAGAUUAAAACUGUAACAGGAGGAAAAGGUGAUACAACCUUCUUUUUUGGUUUAUGUUUCUUUCUCCCCCUCCAGUGUAACUUGGGGACUAGUCCUCGAAGGCUCAGCUUGUGGGGGACGGGUCACUCUGGGUUUUGUUAAUCACGUCUGUCCCGCGCCGCGGGGCAGGGAUUGGUGUUUCUCAAUGAGACCUUCUAACAAAUGGGAUUUUUCCAAUGGUGAUUUUGGUGAUGGUUAUUAUGAGUUUGUUGGUUUUAGUUUUCCAAAACACUGCUUUAUCUUGCAAUCAGUAAAACUCAGCAAAUCUCACCCUGGGAGGAUACCAAAUCACCAAAAGGCUUCAACCUCCAGGUGUCUUCCCAGAAGCAAGCAGCUUCUGACAGUGCCAGCAGUCAGUAGCCCAAGAGUUCUGGUUUGAUAAGUGCUCUUGAGGCAUUGGGGAUCUCUUUUCAUUCUUUCUUUUUUCCUUUCUUUUUUUUUUCCCCAAUGUUAAGUUUUCUUGAAGCUGAUGAAUGCCUGAACACAUCAGCCCCAUAAUCUUUGGUGCUUCAGUGUUUAAGACAGCAGGUAGGAAAUUUCCCACUUGAAGCUGGUGACUGAAGGACCAGUUUCUUC